AUGAGAAGGAAGAUGAAGUUAUUGAGGCAGGACAGUAAAAGCCCCACACCCCAAGACUUCAGUGUUCUGGCCCAGCCUAAGCUGGGACUUACAGACCUGCUGCUGAGGGCUGCCCAGUCUCUACUGUAUUUCCUCAUCUGUUUCCAUGUUAUUUCCCACCAAAGGCUGUUCCUGGGGGAAGCUCGGGUCCCCCUCCGAGAACUCCUCACCAACCCGACUUUGUCUGCCAGCUUCAAUGCUCCACUUCUGGACACCAAGAAACAGCCGACAGGGGCAUCUCUUCUGCUCCAGGCAUCCUAUACGCCUCCUCCUGGAGCUGCUCCCCUGUUCCCUCCCCCUACGCCCAUGGACACCUCUCCUUCCCUGACUGAGAUGGACACAGGGGCUGGUAUGGGACAUAGCCAUGAGGAGACGUGGUCCUUGCUGAGUGAGAGCACCGUGGACACCAGAUACUCCGGGAAGAAGUGGCCAGCCCCUUUGGACACAGGGGGAGAGGAGGACUUAGAAGACCAGGGUCUCACUGGAGAUGAGACAGAGCCAUCUCAGGACAGGAGUGCUCCCCCCGGGCCUGGGGCACCGGCAGCCCCGAAGAAGCUCCCCCCGCACCCACCGCCCCACCAUCCGGGGAUCAGGAGGAAGAAAGGCACGGCCAAAAAGCUGUUGUCGGACAAGCCUCAGGACUUCCAGCUCUGCAGUAAGAUUUUGGAGAAGACAGCCCAUCCUCAGUGGAACCAAAGUAUCACGCUGCCAGCCAUGUUUCCCUCAAUGUGUGACAAGAUGAAGAUUCGUGUUAUGGACUGGGAUCGGGUCACUCAUAAUGACAUCGUGGGCACCCAUUACCUGUGCAUGUCGAAAAUAUCCGCCCCCGGAGGAGAAAUAGAAGAGGAGCCAAAAGGUCUUUUGAAGAACCCAGAAUGUACCUCUGUGUUUGAUGAUGGGCUGGGCUUCCUCCCCACCUUUGGACCCUGCUAUGUGAACCUUUAUGGCAGUCCCAGAGAAUUCACUGGCUUUCCUGACCCUUAUGAGGAACUCAACCUAGGCAAGGGAGAAGGUGUGUCUUAUCGUGGCCGGCUGCUGGUGUCCCUGGAGACAAAGCUGGUGGAACACACGGAGCAGAAGGUGGAAGACAUUCACUCAGAUGACAUUCUCCGGGUGGAGAAAUACCUCAGGAGGAGGAAGUACUCACUCUUCGCCACCUUCUACUCGGCCACCAUGCUUCAGGAUGUCGAUGAUGCCAUCCAGUUUGAGGUCAGCAUCGGUAACUAUGGGAACAAGUUCGAUACGACCUGCCUGCCCCUGGCCUCAACCACCCAGUACAGCCGGGCUGUCUUUGACGGAUGCCACUACUACUAUCUGCCCUGGGGCAACGUGAAGCCCGUCGUCGUGCUGUCCUCCUACUGGGAGGACAUCAGCCACCGGACCGACGCGCAGAACCAGCUGCUGAACAUCGCCGACCAGCUGGAAGCCGGCCUCAAUCAGGUCCACGUGGCGCUCCAGGCUCGGCUCUCCGCAGAGGACCUGGACGGCCUGGUGGCUCAGGUGAUGGACAAGCUCAUCUCGGACUGCAGCCAGCCUCUGGCGGACGUCAGGGAGAAGCCUUCGGCCACCCACCUGGACCACUACCUGCACCGCCUCCGGACCAGCCACCUGAGCCAGAUGGCGCAGGCCGCGCUCGAGCUGAAGCUGGCCGGGGCCGGGGCCGACCUGGCCGCCGCCCUGGAGCAGGCCGAGGACUGGCUGCUGCGCCUGCGGGCCCUGGCCGAAGAGAAUGGGGAGAAGGUGCUUCCCAAGGAUGACAUCGUUUGCCCUGUGGGCUGGAAGUGGGAAGACGAGGAAUGGUCCACGGAUCUCAACCGAGCUGUUGAUGAGCUAGGUUGGGAAUACGGCCUCACCAUCCCGCCCGACCGUAAGCCGAAGCACUGGGUUCCGGCUGAGAAGAUGUAUCACACCAGCCGACGGCGGCGCUGGGUACGCCUACGAAGGAGGGACAUCAGCCAGAUGGAGGCUCUGAUAAAGCACAGAAAGGCAGAGACAGAGGGUGAAGGAUGGGAAUAUGCUUCUCUCUUUGGCUGGAAGUUCCACUUGGAGUACCGGAAGACAGAUGCUUUCCGCCGUCGCCGAUGGCGCCGUCGCAUGGAACCCCUGGAGCAGACGGGCGCCGCAGCUGUCUUUGCCCUUGAAGGAGCCCUGGGUGGCGUGGUAGAUGACAAGAGUGAGGAUUCCAAGUCCGUCUCUACCUUAAGCUUUGGAGUCAAUAGACCUACAAUCUCCUGCAUCUUUGACUAUGGGAACCGCUAUCAUCUCCGCUGUUACAUGUACCAGGCCCGAGACCUACUGGCCAUGGAUAAGGACAGCUUUUCUGAUCCGUACGCCAUCGUUUCCUUCCUCCACCAAAGCCAGAAGACGGUGGUGGUGAAGAAUACACUGAAUCCCACCUGGGACCAGACGCUCAUCUUCUACGAGAUUGAGAUUUUUGGGGACCCCGAGACUGUGUCAGAGAACCCCCCCAGUAUUGUGGUGGAAUUGUAUGACCAUGAUACCUAUGGUGCCGAUGAGUAUCUGGGGCGCUGCAUCUGUCGGCCGAGUCUGAAUCAGGCACCGAGGCUGACGUGGUUCCCCAUUUUGAGGGGAAGCCGGGCUGCUGGGGAGCUGCUUGCAGCCUUUGAACUCAUCCAGAGGGAGAAGCCGGCGGUCCAUCACAUCCCGGGUUUCGAGCCGAAUGAGCUCUCCAGAGUUGUGGAUGAGACUGGAGACACAGACCUGCCAUACCCUCCUCCCCAGAGAGAGGCAAACAUCUACAUGGUCCCCCAAGGCAUUAAACCAGUUCUUCAGCGAACAGCCAUUGAGAUCCUGGCUUGGGGCCUCCGGAACUUGAAGAGCUACCAGCUGGCUAGUAUCACCUCCCCAAGCUUGAUAGUGGAGUGUGGGGAUCAGGUUGUGCAGUCUUGCGUCAUCAAGAACAUCAAGAAGAACCCCAACUUUGACGUUAGCACCCUCUUCAUGGAUGUGCGGCUGCCUCGGGAGGAGCUCUACUGCCCCCCCAUCAUCAUCAAGGUCAUCGACAACCGCCAGUUUGGACGGCGGCCUGUGGUGGGCCAGUGCACGAUCCAUUCCUUGGAGCAGUUUCUGUGUGACCCGUAUUCGUCGGAGAGCCCCUCUCCUGAGCUGGGCCCUGAUGAUGUGAGCUUCCUGAGCCCCCGGGAUGAAGUGCUGAUCGACAUCGAUGACAAGGAGCCUCUCAUCCCUGUCCAGGUAUAUGACACUGAGUUGGAGAAUGUGGAAGGCUUUGAGGGCCUGUCUGAUUUUUGUAAUACCUUCAAACUAUACCGGGGGAAGACCCAGGAGGAGAUGGAAGACCCAUCUGUGAUUGGGGAGUUCAAGGGACUGUUCAAAAUCUACCCCCUUCCAGAUGACCCGGCUGUCCCCUUGCCCCCGAGGCAGUUUCACCAGCUGCCUUCCCAAGGGCCCCAGGAGUGCCUGGUCCGUGUUUAUAUCAUCCGAGCUUUUGGCCUGCAACCCAAGGACCCCAAUGGAAAGUGUGACCCUUAUAUCAAGAUUUCUGUGGGGAAAAAAUCGGUGAGCGACCAGGAGAACUACAUCCCCUGCACUCUGGAGCCUGUGUUUGGAAGGAUGUAUGAGCUCACCUGCACUUUGCCGCUGGAGAAGGACCUCAAGGUCACCCUGUACGACUAUGACCUCCUCUCCAAGGAUGAGAAAAUCGGGGAGACGGUCAUCGACCUGGAGAACCGAUUCCUGUCCAGGUUUGGCGCCCGAUGCGGUCUGCCCCAGACCUACUGCACCUCCGGACCGAAUCAGUGGAGAGACCAGCGUCGCCCCACUCAGCUCCUGCAUCUCUUCUGCCAGCAGAACAAAGCCAAAGCCCCCGUGUACCGGCAGGACAGCGUGGUGUUCCAGGACACAGAAGUGACCCUCGAGGACAUCGAGAACGGCAAGAUUCCGAAUCCACACCUGGGUCCAGUGGAGGAGCGGCUGGCCCUGGCUGUCCUGAGGCAGCAGGGCUUGGUACCCGAGCACGUGGAGACCCGGUCCCUCUACAGCCCUCUGCAGCCAGACAUUGAGCAGGGCAAACUACAGAUGUGGGUUGACCUAUUUCCGAAGGCCCUCGGGCCACCUGGACUUCCAUUCAAAAUUACACCCCGCAAAGCUAAGAGAUUUUUCCUCCGAUGUAUUAUCUGGAACACCAAAGACGUCAUCCUGGAUGACCUCAGCAUCACUGGGGAGAAGAUGAGUGACAUUUAUGUGAAAGGGUGGAUGCUUGGCUUUGAGGAGCACAAGCAGAAGACAGAUGUUCACUAUCGCUCGCUGGGAGGAGAGGGCAACUUUAACUGGAGGUUCAUCUUCCCCUUCCACUACCUGCCUGCCGAGCAAGUCUGCCUGGUCUCCAAGAAGGACCGCUUUUGGAGUCUGGACAAGACGGAAAGCAAGAUCCCUGCCACUGUCGUAUUCCAGAUCUGGGACAAUGACAAAUUCUCCUUUGAUGACUAUUUGGGUUCUCUUCAGUUGGAUCUCAAUCGGAUGCCCAAGCCAGCCAAGACAGCUGAGAAGUGCUCCCUGGACCAGCUGGAUGAUGUUUUCCACCCAGAACAGUUUGUCUCGCUUUUUGAGCAGAAGUCAGUCAAGGGCUGGUGGCCCUGCAUGGCUGAGCUGGGAGAGAAAAGGACCCUUGCAGGCAAGGUGGAAAUGACUUUGGAAAUUGUUCCUGAAUCAGAACAUGAAGAACAGCCUGCUGGGUUUGGCCGUGAUGAACCCAACAUGAACCCCAAACUCGAGGAACCAAAGCGGCCAGACACAUCCUUCCUCUGGUUCACAUCCCCAUAUAAGACAAUGAGAUACAUUAUCUGGCGAAGGUUCAGGUGCCUCAUCGUCCUCUUUGUCAUCCUCUUCAUUUUGCUUCUCUUCCUCGGAAUCUUCAUCUAUGCUUUUCCGAACUACGCUGCCAUGAAGCUGGUGAAGCCCUUCAGCUAACAGCUGGCCCCCUGCCUCUGGAGGUGCCCCCAGGGGGUGAGGGGCCGCCUCCCGGGGGCCUGAGGCUCCCUUCACGACCAUCCAGCCCCUUCGAUGCCAAAGGCCAGCCCCAGCUCUCCAAGGGAUCUUGAUGACCAGACAGAGGACGUGGUGGGAAGGUGGGCCAUCCUCAGGGCUCCCAAGCACUGCAGGGCUUUGUCGGAGCUCCAGACAUCUCAAGCACUAGCUAGCCCUCUGGCUCAAUUGGAUUUUUAGAAGAAAAUGGAGUUUAAAUGGCCAAUGUGGCUCAUCUAGGGGUGUGUGUGUGUGCGUGUGGAGAUGCUCCUGUGUGUGUCUGUCUGCCAUGAUGUUCUGGGGCUCCUGUAAGUGGGACCUGCCAGGAUGCUUCCUGCUUCGUCUCUUCUGGCUCCCGGGCCUUCCUCUCUUCCCUCCCAAUCUUUGCCUUUUUCCUGCUUUUCCAACCGCAGGAUCUUAGCAGUGACCCUGGAGCCCCAACCCAAUGCGAGAGAGCUCCCUUCUCCAGCCUCCUUACCAGGGUUUCUCUCUAGCCUCACCUCCUUUCACAAGCUUUUCCUCCCUUGUCAUCGAUUCCUUCUUUCCUGUGGGUUGAGCUGGAUGGGAUCCCUGCUUUCUCUCCUCCCCUCUCAAACCAUCCCUUUUCUUCCCUCCCAGCCCUUUUCUUGCCUUCUCAGAGCUACAGGAUAUCAGGGGUGGAAGGGACCUCAGGGGCUAUCCAGUUCAGUCCACACUUGGACAAAAUUCCUCGGCAAAUGCUCAAUCUUUUGACCAGCAGGCAUUUAUUAAGUGCCUACGGUGAAUGUGGGCUACUAGAUGGCACCAUAGGGCACAGAGUGGUGGGCCUACAGGCUGGAAGACUCAUCUUCAGGGGUUCAAAUCCAGCUGCAGACACUUGCUGGUUGUGUGACCCUAGGCAAGUGAUUUCACCCUGUUUGCCUCUGUUUCAUCAUCUGUAAAAUGGGCUGCAGAAGGACAUGGAAAACGACUCCAGUGUCUUUGCCAAGAAAACCCUCAAUGGAGUCAUGAAGAGUUGGGCCCAACUGAAAAAUGACUGAACGACACCAACUGUGGAUGUACGAGGCACUGUGCUAAGUUUGGGGAUAUAAAUUGUCAAAUCAAGUCAAGGAGCAUUUAUUAAGCACCCACUAUGUGCCAGGAACUGUUCUGAGUGAUGGAGAUACAAAGAAAGACAAAAAU
This is a messenger RNA of Gracilinanus agilis (Agile Gracile Mouse Opossum), 6201 nucleotides long. RefSeq names its product dysferlin (gene DYSF). Gene Ontology annotation, molecular function: calcium ion binding; calcium-dependent phospholipid binding. Gene Ontology annotation, cellular component: T-tubule; cytoplasmic vesicle; membrane. The transcript is spliced from 44 exons. NCBI's taxonomy places the organism in Eukaryota, Metazoa, Chordata, Mammalia, Didelphimorphia, Didelphidae. Bases 1 to 4986 code for a protein of 1661 amino acids. The record is from RefSeq and is a predicted model, not a curated record. Gene Ontology annotation, biological process: negative regulation of phagocytosis; vesicle fusion; macrophage activation involved in immune response.